CCUCCGAACCGAAGAAAUGGCCGCCAUGACCGUCUCCAUGACCGGCGUUCGCGCCUCCGCGACGCCCUCCACCCGCAGGGCUCGCAUCGGGUCUCGCCAGGUCGCCCCCUCCGCGUUCCGCCGCGCCGCGGUGACCUCCGGACGCCGCUCCAACGCCCUCGUGGUCAAGGCCGAGGGCAUGGACGACAUCAUGAAGAAGUACAACGAGAUCACCUACAAGAUCCCUCCCAUCGUCACCGCCGCCGCGGUGCCCGUCGUCGGCCUCUCCCUGCUGUGCAAGGCGGUUACCGGCCACGGCCUCCCCGGCACCCUCCUCGGCUCCAUCGAGGGCAUCUCCUGGCUCGUCCUCCCCCUCGGCGCCGGCUCCCUCGCGCCCAAGCUCGGCGACCUCGGCAAGGCCGCCGACGUCUCCGAGGCGAUCAAGAUCCUCACCACCGAGGGCCGCGCCUACGGCGGCUUCGGCGAGGACUCCCGCGGCAAGAACGCCACCGAGAGGCUCGCGUCCAUCUCCAAGGCUGUGGACCCCAACUCCCCGCUCGGCCAGCAGAUGGCGGACAUCGAGCGCCGCAAGAAGGAGCUCGAGUCCGAGACCCCCGAGCAGAAGGCCGCGCGCGAGGCGCUGAAGAAGGAGCUCGCCGCGCAGGCCCUCGGUCUCGGCAAGGACAUCUCGUCGGAUUCCGAGAAGGAGGCUGACGAGAAGGGCCGCGACGGCCUCCUCGCCAAGCCCGUGACGCAGACGCUCAAGGAGUCCAUGACCGUGGAGAACUACGAUGAGGACAUCACCAAGUACGACGACAAGGCGCUGGGCAGCAAGCUCAACCUGUCCACCACGGAGGUUGAGAAGGGCGCGCCCAAGAACAACAAGGGCGACAAGUGGCGCGAGCAGUACAGGCAGGAGGAGGACGCGGCUGGCGCCGCCGAGUGAGUAUCCCGGCGCGACUCAGGGCGGCUUAAUCUUAUGGACAGAGAUCAACACUUUUAUUACGAGAGACUGUGUUGAAAG
Molecule: messenger RNA, 1003 nt
Organism: Micromonas commoda
Lineage: Eukaryota; Viridiplantae; Chlorophyta; Mamiellophyceae; Mamiellales; Mamiellaceae
Exons: 2
Coding region: 17-925 (302 amino acids)
Source: RefSeq, a predicted model, not a curated record